GGCGGACGCAGAGCUGCCGGUGCCGCCGGUGCCGGUGUGGAUCCGCAUCCUGGAGCCGCUGCCGGUGCGGGACCGGCUGCGGGCGGCCAGGUGGGACCCCCCCGCUGCCAGCGGCCCCGGGAGCGGCCGCCCCCCGCCUCGGCUGCGCCGCUGAGCGCUUCCUCCGCCUCCCCGCAGCGUCUGCCGGCUGUGGCGCGAUCUGGUGCGGGACCGAGCGCUGUGGAGAGAUGUGGAUGUGAGAGCGGACGAGACCUGGAUGACGAAAUCCUCGUUGCCGCGCAUCUCGUUAGCAACCGGUCUUUGUGCCCUGGUCCUGUUGGGGCAAAUAAACAACGGCUAAACGCCCCGGCUCCGCUUUGGAAAGCACCCCAAGGCUGCCGGUUUAAUGAGCACCGCGACGCCUUCAUCGCGCCGGAGUAAUUAGCGUUAUUAAAACUCUAAUUGCUUUCUCUUAGGGCUGGGAGAACGGAGUUAAAACAGCAAAUGGGAAAAUUAAAACCAAAAGUAUCUGACAAUCAAAGCGCAGCUUGAACCGAAAUGUUCUCCGGGUGUUGGCGAGCGCGACGGCAAUGAUUUUAUGUUAUAUAAAAUUAUAUCGUUUUAUAUCCAACGGUCCCAACUUUUAGACACGGAACAGACGUUCCAAGUUGUCGUGGCCCAAAGUGGCCUUGGGGCUGUAAAUACCUGACGAGCACGGCGCAAAUUGCGGCAAUAAGGGACCGAAAAGGCUCUUCUUGGGUCACCGUUGUGUUUCCGCCCCAAUAGCGGCUUCUGCAGGGCUGUUCCAGCCCCUUCUUGCUCCCCAUUUCCACCCUGGGGGGGUUUCUACCCUGUUUAACCCCAUUGCAGCUUUUGCCAAAGUUGAACUGCCCCAAACAUGGUGGCACCAAAGCCCAAUUUUGGGGCAAAAUCCAGACUAAAAGGCUUAGAGGAGUCAGUGAAACGGCUCUUGGGGCUGAGAGGGGUGAAAGUCGACAAGCAAACUUAGGAAAGGCCCAAAAUUUCCCUGUUCUUGGUCACCGUCAUCCUAAAGCUGCUCCUAAGGCUGCUCCUAAACCCCCAUCACGUGUAGGUUUAGACGGCACCUUCGCCCGGGUGCUCAUCAGACCCAAAUCUUGAUUUUCUCGUGCCUAAAGCUUCGUUUCCAAACCAUUUCCUAUUUUGCAGCCGCACUUGGAGGAAAUACCUUCAAAACCUCGAGAAUUUGCCCUUUUAAACUCCCAAAGGAUGGAAUUAUGAAGACAAAGGACACCCCGCUCAGCCGGUCAAGAACCUCCAGGUAGAUCAAUUAUCGCAAGCGGCCGCGAGCCAAAUUGCUGCUUUGAGGGGACGAACCGAUGGGGCACGACCCGAAAACACGCUGGUUAAAUUAUAACCUUGGGAUGGAACGGCCCUAGAGACGUCCCAUGGUCUUUCCAACGUUGAUCCCGCUGGAAGAACCGUCUCCCUCGGUCACGUCGGCGCCACCGGGAUGGACGAGGAGCAUCUGAACGACGAUCUGCGUGUUUUUAAAGACAGAAACUUCUUCCAGCAGAAGCUGAGAUCCUUUCUCACCGUCUACUUGCUCCUGGCCCUCUCUUUCCUGCUCAUCAUCACCCUGUUCGCCGUGUCGCUCUCCAGAGUUUCGGCCGUUUCAUCCAAACUCAACGAGGUGCAGCCGGAACGGAGACACAACUUUUCCAGCCGGGAUUCCCUGUUGUUUCCCUGCGGCCCCGGCUCCAGGGAAUGGGAAUAUUUUGAUGGCAAAUGUUAUUACUUCUCCUUGGCCCGGACGAGCUGGCACAAGGCGAAGGCUCAUUGCGAAGAGAUGCACUCGCAGUUGGCCGUCAUCAACAGCUACGCCAAGCAGAAUUUUGUCAUGUUCAGGACACGGAACGAGCGCUUCUGGAUCGGGCUGACGGACGAGAACUCGGAAGGGGAAUGGGAAUGGAUCGACGGGACCGACUAUAAAACCACGUUCACAUUUUGGAAGGAGGGCGAGCCCAACAACAGCGGCAACAACGAGGAUUGUGCCCACGUCUGGGUGUCCGGGAAGUGGAACGACGUUUACUGCACCUACGAGUGCUACUACGUGUGCGAGAAGCCUCUGCCCAACUGAGCGGAGCCCCGUACGGAGCCGCCGUCCCACGCUCCGCACCGCAAAUGUUCCUUCUCCUUCUUAAUUUAUACGAUCCGCCUGCCCGGUCCCCGCUCUUCCUCCCCACCGCGCUGUCCCGAGGAAGAGCAGAGGUGGAUUUGGAUGGUCCUAAGCAAUAAACCCAGGAAUCCGGGUUCUCUGUGGGGAGCUCAGCCUAAUAAAGGACGAUUAUUGCUCUGGUUAA
This is a messenger RNA of Columba livia (rock pigeon), 2321 nucleotides long. RefSeq names its product hepatic lectin. The record is from RefSeq and is a predicted model, not a curated record. The transcript has 7 exons. NCBI's taxonomy places the organism in Eukaryota, Metazoa, Chordata, Aves, Columbiformes, Columbidae. Bases 1472 to 2098 code for a protein of 208 amino acids.